Molecule: messenger RNA, 2220 nt
Organism: Salvia splendens (bonfire salvia)
Lineage: Eukaryota; Viridiplantae; Streptophyta; Magnoliopsida; Lamiales; Lamiaceae
Product: ABC transporter G family member 11
Exons: 11
Coding region: 164-2080 (638 amino acids)
Cellular component (GO): membrane
Molecular function (GO): ATP binding; ABC-type transporter activity; ATP hydrolysis activity
Source: RefSeq, a predicted model, not a curated record
UAAGAUGUAGGUGUUAUCCUAUAGGAUGCAUGUAUUCUUUUAUCAGGAAAAAUAGUUCAAGUACUAAUUAGCGUGCUACGCUAUAUUUAAAGGAUAAAUUAUUCAAGGGCAAGUGAGGCCGGACGAGAGUUGUUAUUUGGAGAUAAGCAUAUCAGACUGAGAGAUGAUUCACACAAAUGAUGAUAUGAUGAUGGAGAUGGAAUCCGCAGCUGCAUGCAGUCUUGCGUGGAAGGAUUUAACUGUGAAGAUCGGGAAAACACACACUAUUCUCCACCAACUAUCCGGCUAUGCUGAGCCAGGAACUUUCACCGCUCUCAUCGGACCUUCCGGCUCCGGCAAGUCCACGCUGCUCGAUGCCUUAUCCGGCCGCCUCUCCCCCGAUGCCUUCCUCUCUGGAUCUAUUCUCCUCAACGGCCGCAAGGCCAACUUAUCUUUUCGAACCAUUGCAUAUGUAACACAAGAUGAGAGCUUGCUUGGGACUCUAACCGUUAGAGAAACAAUUGCGUAUUCAGCUCGGAUCCGCCUCCCGGAUGGGAUGCCCUUGUCCGACAAGUCUGAGAUCGUAGAAAGCACCAUCCUAGAAAUGGGACUUCAGGACUGUGCCGAUACAGUGAUCGGAAACUGGCACUUGCGAGGGAUCAGCGGAGGCGAAAGGCGAAGAGUCAGCAUUGCACUUGAGAUCCUAAUGAGGCCAAAAUUGCUCUUUCUUGAUGAACCAACCACUGGACUAGACAGUGCGUUGGCGUACUUUGUGACUCAGACGCUGCGCGGAUUAGCGAAAGAUCAACGGACAGUGAUAGCGUCGAUCCACCAGCCUAGCAGCCAAGUGUUUGAGCUGUUUGACAAGUUAUGCUUGCUCUCUCGUGGCAGAACAGUCUACUUUGGCCAAGCAUCAAAAGCUGACCAGUUCUUUGCUGGAGCCGGUUUUCCAUGCCCUGAAUUUGAGAACCCUGCCGAUCACUUCAUCCAUUGCAUCAACUCUGAUUUCGACAAAGUGAAGGCAACUCUGAGAGGAUCAAUGAAGCUGCAGUUUGAGACAGAUGGUGAUCCUCUAGAAAAAAUAACAGUAGCUGAAGCUACCGAAAUUCUCGUAGACUCAUAUCGUAGCUCAGAAUAUUGUUAUUCAGCAAAUAAAAAGAUUGAGGAAAUAUCCAAACUUAAAGGAAGUGUUGUAGAUUUGAAAGGGAGUGAGGCGAGUUUCUUGAGACAAGCGACCGCAUUGACACAACGAUCGUUUGUUAAUAUGUGGAGGGAUUUCGGGUAUUAUCGGCUGAGGCUUGUCAUAUACAUCUUUGUUGCAGUCUGUGUUGGAUCUGUUUACUAUGACAUAGGAACUGGUUAUACUUCCAUCCAGGCGAGGGGAGCAUGUUCGUCUUUCGUCGUUGCUGUUGUGACCAUGAUGUGCAUCGGAGGCUACCCCUCUUUUGUGGAGGAUAUGAAGGUUUUCCAAAGGGAGAGGCUGAAUGGGCACUACGGUGCGGCCGCAUUUGUUGUAAGCAACACUUUGUCAGCAAUCCCAUAUUUGAUAGUGAUGAAUGUAAUGACAGCAACAAUUUGCUAUUUCAUGGUGGGUUUCCACUCUGGUUUCUGGCACUAUGCAUACUUCAUAUUGAUCCUAUAUGCUUGUUUGAGUGUGGUUGAGAGCCUCAUGAUGGCCAUAGCUUGUGUUGUUCCUGAUUACCACUUGGGGAUCGUCGUCGGCGCCGGAAUUCAGGGAAUAUUUAUGCUUGCGGCUGGCUUCUUCCGACUCCCAAAUGACAUGCCAAAGCCUGUCUGGCGCUAUCCUUUGUCAUACAUAAGUUUUCACUUUUGGGCUAUACAGGGGCAAUACAAGAAUGAUUUGAAAGGGUUGAUGUUUGACGACAUAUCACCUUAUCUGCCUAAGCUUUCAGGAGAGUUUAUUUUGGAAAAUACUUUUCAAAUCGACAUUCAUCAAUCGAAAUGGGUUGAUUUGAGCAUUAUAUUCAGCAUGAUAAUCGUAUACAGGCUCAUCUUCUUCGUAAUGAUCAAAGCCAAUGAAGAUGCCAUACCAUGGAUUCGACGUUAUAUUGCCAGCAACCAAAAGAACGCAACCAGCUAGUGUAAAUUUAAUUGGUCAAAAGACUAGUAUUAUUACAACCAACUAGCAAUUUUCUUGUACGAAUAUUCAUACAAUAUUACUACUAUUUAUUAACUCAUUUAUGUAUUUAUACAUACACAAUUUCAUAGAAAUAUUUUUUG